CCAUAAACGGCAGGCGGUUUCGCUGCCCUUCCGCCGGCCCUCCUCUUUACCUUCUCUCCUCCAAAGGAAAACAAAAAACUUUUCCAUCUAAAAAUCCCAUUCUCAUCAUCAAUUCCGAUAGAAACAGCCUCUUUGAUGAACUCAUCUCAUCUGACCCACUCUAUAGUAGCUCCGACUCUUAAAUCUUAACCUUUUCUUUCUUUAUUUCGGUCUGAUACGUUGUUUUCUUCGGGGAGCGAGGGAGGGAUGGAGGGGAUGGGAUGGGGAAUCGACAGCUAUCUGAAGCAAAACUUCGACCUCCCGGCGAAGAACCCCUCGGAGGAUGCGCAGCGGAAAUGGCGGGCCGCCGUGGGCAAGAUCGUCAAGAACCGCCGCCGCCGCUUCCGAAUGGUCCCGGAUCUCGACAAGCGAUCCGAGGUGGAAGCCAAGAAGCGCAAGAUCCAGGAAAAAAUUCGGAUUGCUCUCUAUGUACAACAAGCUGCAUUUCAUUUCAUUGAUGCUGCUAAUAGAAAAGAACACCAUCUUUCAGAAGAGGUCAUAAAAGCUGGUUUUUCUAUCAGCCCUGAUGAACUGGCAUCCAUUGCAAGUGGACAUGAUAUUAAGAGCUUGAAGAUGCAUGGAGGAGUUGAGGGGAUAUCAAGAAAAAUUAAUGUCCCACUAGAUGAUGGCAUUAACACUAGUGAUUUUUCAAUGAGACAGAAUUUAUAUGGUGCUAAUCGAUAUGUAGAGAAGCCUUCUAGAAGCUUCUGGAUGUUUGUAUGGGAUGCUCUACAGGACCUGACUCUUAUCAUUCUUAUGAUAUGUGCUCUGAUUUCUAUAGUUGUUGGACUUGCCACAGAAGGAUGGCCAAAGGGUGUGUAUGAUGGGUCGGGAAUUCUUCUCAGCAUAUUCAUAGUUGUCAUAGUUACUGCUGUCAGUGACUACAAGCAAUCUCUGCAAUUUAAAGAAUUAGACAAGAAAAAGAAAAACAUAAUUAUUCAUGUAACUAGAGAUGGUUCUAGACAAAAGAUAUCUAUUUAUGACUUGGUAGUUGGGGAUAUUGUUCAUCUGUCAAUAGGUGAUCAAGUUCCAGCUGAUGGUCUAUUUAUGUCUGGUUACUCCUUGUUGAUAGAUGAAUCAAGUUUGUCUGGUGAAAGUGAGCCAGUAUAUAUUACUCAGGAAAAACCUUUUCUUCUGGCUGGGACGACGGUGCAAGAUGGGUCUGCUAAAAUGCUGGUGACUGCAGUAGGCAUGCGCACUGAGUGGGGAAGGUUGAUGGGCACUUUAAGCCAGGGUGGAGAGGAUGAAACACCUUUACAGGUUAAGCUAAAUGGUGUUGCAACCAUCAUUGGAAAGAUUGGUUUGGUGUUUGCGACUCUAACAUUUGUGGUCCUGAUAAUUAGGUUUUUAGUGGACAAGGGCAUGCAUGUUGGGUUGUUGAAAUGGUUUCCAGAAGAUGCGCUUACUUUGCUGAAUUAUUUUGCAAUUUCAGUGACUAUAAUUGUCGUUGCAGUUCCUGAAGGGCUACCUUUGGCUGUGACAUUGAGUCUUGCCUUUGCAAUGAAGAAGCUAAUGUAUGAUAAAGCACUAGUUAGGCAUCUGUCAGCAUGCGAAACAAUGGGUUCUGCUGGUUGCAUUUGUACAGAUAAAACAGGAACUUUGACGACUAACCACAUGGUAGUCGAUAAGAUAUGGAUAUGUGAGGUAUCCAAGUCAUUUAGAGGUAAGGGAACUGUUAAUGAUCUGAAAGCUGUGAUUUCUGAAAAAGUAUUUAGCAUCCUUCUUCAAUGCAUUUUUGAAAAUUCUGGUUCUGAGGUGGUGAAAGGAAAAGAUGGUAAAAAUACCAUAAUGGGUACACCAACUGAAGCAGCAUUAUUAGAGUUUGGCUUGGACUUGGAAGGAGAUCAUGAUGCUCAACACCGGGAUUGCAAGAAAUUAAAGGUGGAGCCUUUUAAUUCAGUUAAGAAGAAGAUGUCUGUUCUUGUGUCAUUACCCGGUGGAAGGAUUCGUGCCUUCUGCAAGGGUGCAUCGGAAAUCCUCUUGCAGUUGUGUGACAAGAUCAUUGACAGUGAUGGAAACAGUGUACCUCUUUCAGAAGUGCAGAUGAAGAAUAUACUGGAUAUCAUCAAUACAUUUGCUUGUGAAGCCUUAAGAACACUUUGCCUGGCCUUCAAGGAUAUGGAUGAAACUUAUGAGGGGGAUGAAAUCCCUGCUGAUGGUUAUACACUGAUAGCUGUGUUUGGCAUUAAAGAUCCAGUCCGGCCUGGAGUCAGGGAUGCAGUUCAGACCUGUAUAGCUGCAGGUAUUACUGUCCGAAUGGUAACUGGGGACAACAUCAAUACAGCUAAAGCUAUAGCCAAGGAAUGUGGAAUAUUGACAGAUGAUGGUUUGGCCAUAGAAGGAGCAGAUUUUCGCAACAAAAAUCCUGAGGAAAUGAAAGACUUGAUACCUAAACUUCAGGUAAUGGGCCGAUCUUUGCCGUUGGAUAAACAUACAUUGGUGACAAAAUUGAGAAGUAUGUUUCAUGAAGUUGUUGCAGUUACUGGUGAUGGAACAAAUGAUGCCCCAGCACUGCAUGAGGCAGACAUUGGUCUUGCAAUGGGUAUUGCAGGCACAGAGGUUGCAAAAGAGAGUGCUGAUGUUAUUGUAUUGGAUGAUAAUUUUGCAACUAUUAUAAAUGUGGCCCGAUGGGGUCGUGCAGUUUACAUCAACAUUCAAAAGUUUGUGCAAUUCCAGUUGACAGUUAAUGUGGUUGCUCUAAUUGUCAAUUUUGUUUCAGCAUGCAUCACAGGGAGCACUCCUCUCACUGCUGUCCAGUUGCUUUGGGUCAACAUGAUUAUGGAUACCCUUGGUGCCUUGGCAUUAGCAACAGAACCUCCAAAUGAUGAGAUGAUGGAAAGGCCACCAGUUAAACGAGGUGAAAGUUUUAUAACUAGGACCAUGUGGAGAAAUAUCAUUGGCCAGAGUUUGUAUCAGCUGGUUGUACUUGGAACUCUCAUGUUUGCUGGGAAAUGGCUUCUGAACAUUAAGGGUUCAAAUGCUGACUCCAUUCUCAAUACACUAAUAUUCAACUCGUUUGUGUUUUGCCAGGUGUUUAAUGAAAUAAACAGCCGGGAGAUGGAUAAGAUCAAUGUUUUUAGCGGAAUUUUCAGCAGUUGGAUCUUUUUGGCUAUCAUAGCUUCAACGGUCAUAUUUCAAGUAAUAAUAGUGGAAUUCCUUGGCGCUUUUGCAAGCACAGUACCACUUAGCUGGGAAUUAUGGUUGCUCAGCAUCCUGCUAGGGUCAAUCAGCUUGAUCGUUGCCAUAAUCUUGAAGUGCAUCCGAGUUGAACCUUGCAAGACUGCUGAUAAGCCCAAUGGCUACGAACCAAUCCCUUCUGGUCCAGAAGAUGUAUAGCAGAGCUAAGAGCAUCACUUUGAACCUCUCUGAGCUUGCCACAUUUACAAGAGAGAGCAGAUUAACUGCAAUUCAGAUUGCAGAGGCUUUGCCGCACGUUGGGAGAUAUUGCUUGUGCAAACAAAGUUUUUGGAUCUAUGAGUUAAUUUUUGUUUUAAUUUCUUUGAAGAAUAAAAUGUUUUAAGCUUUGAUGCAUGACAAUGAUCUAAGAUUCAAACUAGAAGGUGAAUCCCUGCUGUUCAAAAUAUGGAUUUCUUAAUUUUGUUGAUAGUUUUGUACACUUGUUGUCUCUGAAAAUAUUUGUUAAUAUAUAUCAUGCUUGCAGAUCAA
Molecule: messenger RNA, 3705 nt
Organism: Phoenix dactylifera (date palm)
Lineage: Eukaryota; Viridiplantae; Streptophyta; Magnoliopsida; Arecales; Arecaceae
Product: putative calcium-transporting ATPase 8, plasma membrane-type
Biological process (GO): calcium ion transmembrane transport
Cellular component (GO): plasma membrane; intracellular membrane-bounded organelle
Molecular function (GO): ATP binding; ATP hydrolysis activity; P-type calcium transporter activity
Source: RefSeq, a predicted model, not a curated record